This is a messenger RNA of Labeo rohita (rohu), 4075 nucleotides long. RefSeq names its product STAM binding protein-like 1 (gene stambpl1). Bases 485 to 1747 code for a protein of 420 amino acids. Gene Ontology annotation, molecular function: protein binding; metal-dependent deubiquitinase activity; K63-linked deubiquitinase activity. The record is from RefSeq and is a predicted model, not a curated record. Gene Ontology annotation, biological process: protein K63-linked deubiquitination. The transcript is spliced from 11 exons. Gene Ontology annotation, cellular component: endosome; membrane. NCBI's taxonomy places the organism in Eukaryota, Metazoa, Chordata, Actinopteri, Cypriniformes, Cyprinidae.
AAAUCUGGUGAACUAGGCAGCGUUUGGGCAUCGUAGAAGAAUCCCGAGAAUCCGGAUGCUGACUAGAUAGGCGGCUCGUGAGGUUUUGAAACACAGCCAGUAAAAGCGCCGCUGUUACAGCAGCAUUCAUCUGACUCGCAGAGCUCCGGGCGAACCAUCUGACAUCGCAGGGUUAUUCGCUCUCAAAGACAGCAAUCAGCCAUUUUAGCCUUCCGCGCAUAUCCAUGCCAAAAGAACAAAGCUUCCAUGAGGCACAAAGGCAAAAGACCGAGAGUUUUAGACAAUAAUAAAAAACCUGCUCUUUUAUUUCCGCGAGUUGCCUGUUUUCAAACUGAAUUCUAGCAUGUGCCACAUGUGACGAUUGUAGGAAUGUGGAGCAUGGGAUCACAGCAGCCCUUCACCUACAGCUUGGAAUCAUCUUGGGAGAUGACAGAUGGAUGCAUAGGGAGGAUCGAAGCCUGCCAGCCAACGUUGUAAACUCACCAUGGACCAGGGCUUCAGUUUCAGCACGCUGAAGAAGUUAGCAGCUGAGCCAGAUCACACUGACGUUACUCUGCCAGCAGUGGAGCGUGUGCGGGCCCUCAGCAAAAUGGGCUAUAACAUUGAAAUAAAUGAAGACAUCGCCCCAAGACGCUACUUCCGCUCUGGCGUGGAGAUGGAGCGUAUGGCAGCUGUUUAUCUAGAGGAGGGCAGUCUGGAGAAUGCCUUUGUCCUCUACAACAAGUUCAUCACUUUAUUUGUUGAGAAGCUUCCCAGUCACAGGGACUAUCAACAGUGCAACGUCCCUGAGAAGCAAGUGAUAAUGAAGAAAUUGCAGGAAGUGGCCUUUCCACGAAAGGAGCAAUUGAAGAGACUUCUCCAUGAGAAAUACAGCAAAGAACACAGUGAAUAUCUGAAGAGUCAGACUCAAGCCAUGGCUGUUGACAUGUGUAGUGAACGAGUGCAGAAGAUGUCUCUGUUGGAAGAGGAACGACAACGUGUAGCACAGCUCAGGAAGAUGCAAAUAGAGUCUGAGCAGUUCCGCUAUUUCGAGGACCAGUUGCGUAGACAAGAGCUGGCCAGUCGCAGGGAUGAGGCUGUCCCCAAAGUGCCUGAACAAACCGACGGGUCCUGCUUAUCCCAGACCCCGAGAAACCAUGUGCGCCUUGACCCCAAUCGUAACAAACCAGCGGCCCCCGUCCCUAAACCGGCAGCCACCUUAGCAGCUGUUCAAAAUCAGCGUGUGGAAGGCCUGAGGCGGGUUUUAAUCCCACGAGACCUGACUUACAGGUUCCUUCUGUUAGCUGACAGUAACACGGCGAGAGGAAUUGAGACGUGUGGAGUUCUCUGUGGAAAACUGACGCACAAUGAGUUUGUGCUGACCCAUGUGAUCGUCCCCAAGCAGUCCGCUGGCCCUGACUACUGUGACAUGGAGAAUGUGGAAGAGCUGUUCAGUUAUCAGGAUCAUCAUAACCUUCUGACCCUUGGCUGGAUCCAUACACAUCCGACACAGACGGCCUUCCUCUCCAGUGUGGAUCUACACACACACAGCUCUUAUCAGCUCAUGCUACCUGAGGCCAUCGCUAUUGUUUGCGCACCUAAACACAAUGACACCGGAGUGUUCCGACUCACUAGUGCUGGAAUGGGAGAAGUGGCCGGAUGCAGAUUGAAAGGUUUUCACCCCCACUCUAAAGACCCUCCUCUGUUCACUAUUUGCAAGCACAUUGUGGUGAAGGACUCGAAAACGACAGUUCUAGACCUCAGGUGACAGAGGGAGAGAGGAAAUAUUUUAGUAUCAACAAACCAUUGAGAAUAUUUAUAUCUUUCUUUACUUGAAGGCUUUUUUUGUAUUUAUUUAUUUUACAAAAAGGUACUGUGAAACAGAAUCCCUCAGCUACACAGUUUGCUGUGAGCAGGUUUAGUGAAGUUCUUGAGAUGUUCCAAUGGUGUUUUAUGUUUUUUUUUUAGGUCAUUAUCCGCUUUUUGUUCGUGGCCAGGUGUUUUUCAAAAAUGUUGUGGUCAGAUUGUACCGUUUCUUAUGAUCUGACUGCUGUUUUGGUUCUUUGUCCUCAAGGUGGCGUCCUUUAUCAAGGCAUACUAUGAGGCUGCUACAAUGUGAAUUGAUUUCAGGACUUUUUUUAAAAGGAAGCGGUUUGUUUGUGUAAUUUGCCUUUUGAUAUCCAGUGAUAUCGCUUGCAGUUCUCACUCUAACACAAAAUAUACUGAAAAAGUGAAAUUUCUUUUUAAACCUAACUGAAUUUUCUAGUUUUGUGUAUGCUGCCAGUACAAAAAUAAAAUGAAUUGCUACUAGAGUAAUUUCUAGGCCUUACUAUGUAUUACUAUCAUAUAUGUGGUUGAAUGGUUGAUAACUUUACUUUGUAUACAGUCAGUUCAGCUAAUUUCAGGCUAAAGGAUUUCUGUCUUUUCCAACUUCAGCCUAAUGAUGCAAUAUGACGUUGGCCAGUGAGCUGACUUUUGAUUUCCAAGUUCAGCUUUUUUUCCCAAUGUGGAUCUGACAACAGGGGAAGUGACUCUGAAAGUUUGGAAAAGGAUUUCUGUUUUUUUUCCAACUACAGCCUAUUGACGCAAUAUGAAGUUGGCUGGUAAGCUGAUUGUUUUUAUGUCCAAGUUUAGCAUUUUUAUCAGUGUGGAUCAGAUUACAAGGGAAGUGACUCUUAACGUAUGAACAAGAUUGGGAUCUCUUAGACCACACCAAAGUUCCCAUAACAGAAUAAGCAAAGAAACCUAAGAGACCUUACCAGAGGGCCUUGAAUGCACUCAUCUCAGGGUUACAUUCCCUCAUUUUGACAACUUGAUCUUUGUCUCCACUAUUUUUAUGGUUUGAGAAGAAAACGUUUUGUCACCAGCGGAAGGUAAGAUGAAAUGUAUGAUAAAUUGUGAAUCCACGCAGUUCAGAGAGUGUUCACUAUAUCAUGUAUUUGUUGUGCAACGUGGCAUUGGAUUGUUUCUUCAGUGUGUGGCUGUGUGCCAGUGGCUCCACUGAGAUGUGCUGUGUUGUUGUGGCUCUUUAUGCUCAAGAGAGUACAAGAAGGCUUAUGUGUCUGUACAAGCACCAUUCUUUCCUCAGCGCAUUUCCUAAUAAAAGAAAAAACCUCGGCUUUGAAAACAGCGUGAGACAGUUUUUUUAAUCUUUAUGAUCUUCCCAAGUAAACUGAUGCAUACAGUAUGAUGAAACAAAGCAAACAGCAUGAUUCAUUACAGGCUUCUGAUUGCUCAUACAUGCUUCAACAUAUUAUGAUAUGCAUUUGAUUAAUUUUCCUUUUAAUUUUUUGGUCAAAAAUGGGAACCAUUUAAUUCAACAUUUAAGUUGACAACAUCAUCCCAUUUUUUGGACAAGUGAUUAUCAAUAGAAAUCAAUAAUUAUUAGGUCUGGCAGUUCACUUAAUUAAUUAGUUAUGAAAAAAUAACGCAAUUAAAAUAUUGCAAUAUAUUUUUUACCACAGUAGCCUCUGCCUUGCUCACGGGGAAAAUAUUAUGGAAUAACCUUCUAACCUUCUGAUAAGAAUAUUUAAUGUGAAAAUUAGGGCUGUCAGUUUAAGGCGUUAACUUAAUUAAUUAGUAAUGAAAAAUAAUGUGAUUAAAAUAUUUUAUCUCAGUUACACAAUAUCAUAUGGGCAGCAAAAGCAAUAUGACAGGAGUGCAGGUUUUGUCUCGAUCUAUCACGAUCUUAAAUGUGAUUUAAUACAACAGUUACGUAAAUAAGAAGUUGAUACUGUGUUAUAUUUUAAACACAAUAUUAUCAGUUUUUGCUCAAUUUUGCAAAGAACAUAUUACCUUUGAAGCCAUAGCAGAAUUAUUGCACGUCUCGGAGCAACACAGCGGAGUUUAGUUACUGAAUGAAUCCGCGUUUUAAACGAAUUGUGUGUGAACCAAUGAUUCAAACCUUGAGAAGGUUUGAAAGAAGGUAUUUUGAAGACCGUUGGUAACAAAGCUGUUUUGGUUACCAAUGACUUUCAUUGUAUGAGCAAAUAAUACUGACAUUUUUCUCAAAUGAUCUUCUUUUAAGUUCCAUAAAUGUUUAUGUGUAAUAAAUUCUAUGUCGAAUCAAAUAAAAUAUUUCUUUCUAAAGAGUCAA